Molecule: messenger RNA, 366 nt
Organism: Didymodactylos carnosus
Lineage: Eukaryota; Metazoa; Rotifera; Eurotatoria; Philodinida; Philodinidae
Source: the annotation of a GenBank genome assembly
AUGGGAGUCAGUGCACUCGCUGAAGCAUUCAAAGUGAACAAAAGUGUCAGGGAACUAAAUUCUGGAUACAACCAAAUAGCUGCUCAAGGAGCCAAAGCACUGGCUCAAGGAUUGAAAGUGAACAAAACUCUCACGCAACUUCAUCUUUCUUCUAACCCAAUAUCUGUUCGAGAAGCCGAAGAACUCGCCGAAGCAUUGAAAGUGAACAAAACGCUCGCGCAACUUGAUCGUGGAUACAAAUCGAAGCACUGGCUGGAGGAUUGGAAGGGACUUAAUCUUGAGUAUAAUCAAAUGUUUGCUGGAGCAGCGGAACCACUACCUGAAGCAUUGAAAGUGAAUAAUAAUAGUAAUGAGCGCCUUUUUUAA